Molecule: messenger RNA, 1677 nt
Organism: Kwoniella botswanensis
Lineage: Eukaryota; Fungi; Basidiomycota; Tremellomycetes; Tremellales; Cryptococcaceae
Product: glutaredoxin
Exons: 3
Coding region: 1-1677 (558 amino acids)
Biological process (GO): cellular response to oxidative stress
Cellular component (GO): fungal-type vacuole; cytoplasm; Golgi lumen
Molecular function (GO): glutathione disulfide oxidoreductase activity
Source: RefSeq, a predicted model, not a curated record
AUGAACGGAUCAACUUGCUCUUCAUCCUCAUCCUCAUCGUCAACAUCAUCCUCAUCAUUCGCAGCAUUGGGAUUCACAGACUUCCCGACCAGCUCUAGCUCAUCUUCGUCUUCUUCAUCAGCCGUAGCGGAGAAACUCUCUGCAGGAGCUACAAUCUCCUUACCAUCUUCAUCUUACUCUCAAUCACCCCGAAGAGCAUUCUCCUUACCUUCCAAAAUCAAAUUGCCAUUCACAUCUUCACCCAUCACUUCACCUAACAUCAACAUCGGUUUAGGCUUGGGAUCACCCAUGAUCCCACUUCAUUCGCCCACGCGGUCAACCGCCAGGAGGUUCUCGUAUAAUAUGAAAUCGCGUAUAUCCCAUUACUCCCUUCCUCUCACUGUCGGUGGACUCUUCACUUUGGCGUUGUUCAUCUUUGUCUCACUGAAUGGAUCAAGCGAAGUCAGGCGAUUCAACUCUUCUAGUCGAUUACAGUUGUAUGGUCGAUCUAGAUUUUCAGAGGAGGAGCAUCAAUUGAAAAUGGCCCAUCCAUUACACCGACCAGAUGAAGAACCCGAUAAUGGAAUAUCCCUCUUGGUCAAUGAAGAAGAGUUGAUAGCGGAAGAUGAUUUGUUUUGGGAUUCAUACAAGGAUCCAGAACCUUUAUCAUACGAAGAACAAAAGGAACAAGAAGAGAUGAAAGCCCAUCAAGCGGAUGUACAAAAACAGGAUAAACUACAAUCGUUACGUGCUCUCAUAUGGUGGUUGGCUGAAGGAGGUAUAUUACCAAACGAUUGGGAAGUACCUACCAAGCAGUACCUUAAGAAGAUUGGUGGAAGAGGUAUGGAGAGAUUGUUGGAAGAUAUUGAUUCGGGUGAAGAAGGGGAUGAGAUAUUUGAUAAUGGUUGGGCAGAAUUUGCCAAUAGGAGAUACAGAGUGGUCAUCUUUUCCAAGACCCACUGCCCAUACUCCAAGAAAGCUAAAUCGAUCUUUGGCGAAUACCACAUCUCACCCGCACCAUUCAUCAUUGAACUGGAUCAACGAUCCGAUAUGGACCAGAUCCAAACUCUCUUACAGAGAAUAACAGGUCGACGAACCGUACCAAACAUCUUAUUGGAUUUCGCUUCUAUCGGAGGAUCAGACGAUGUCACCUUGUUACAUUCCGAAGGUGGUUUACAAAGAACUCUAGAAGAUAUGGAAGUACUUCCUUUCUCUAGAAGGAGGAAACCUGUUCUCCCACCACCACAACCGCCUGUACCGAUCGUCGAAGAACCUGUUUUACCGGUUGAUCAGGCCGUGGUCAAACGAGAAGAUGUACCUGUUGUGGGUAAUAACGAACUCAAAAGGGCUCCUUUGGUUUCUGAACAGGAAGAACAGGAAGAGGAAGAACAAUCUGAAGAGGAAUCGGAAUCGGGAUCGGAAUCAGAAACUUUGUUCACUCCUCCAUCGAGCGAUACGGAGGAAGAGGAUGAAGUUAUUGUCAAGAGGGAAGAAGACAAACCUGUCGAACCUAAAUUUAUCGAUUUGAAUAAUCGAAAUACAAUUAGAGACUUGAACUUACCCCAACUACCAAAAAGGCAAACCAACGCCGAGAGAUUCAUAAAUAAACGUAGGGAUGCUCCGGGUACGGGUACAUUGGGGUUGACCUCUAGGGAUGAAAGAGGUAGCUGGAAGGAAGGUAGUGGUUUGUUGAUUUAA